AUGGAUGAAGAGACAACAAGGUUGAAUCAUGCUAAAAGGAAGGAAGCAAUAGCUACAAAACGUGCUAGAAACAUACACAAUGAGAAAGCAAGUACAACCGAGAUUAACACGUCAAACAUAAUUGAUCGUUCCCUUCAGAUAGAGGUGGAUGAUCAUGAGAGUAUUGACAAUACUGCUAGCAAUGAAAACAAUGUUUCAGAUUAUUGGGAUAUUGGAGAUCCAAUAUGGGAAUGUGAAUAUUGUGGUGCAAUGAUGUGGUUCGAGGAAAGAGCAAAAAAACAUAUCAAAACUGAGAAGCCCAAGUUCUCACUUUGCUGUAUGCAAGGCAAAGUUGUGCUACCUUUACUACGUUGCCCUCCACAACUCCUCAGUGACUUGCUUGAAGGAAAACAUCCAAGAAGUAGGAACUUUAUCGAGAACAUACGACCAUAUAAUAUGAUGCAUUCGCUCGCAUCCAAAGUUUUCUCAGCUUUAUAUAUAUAUGACACAGAACAUGAGAUUGCUAAUAGAAAGGCUGCUUAUAGUUCUAGAAAUCCCGAAAAUUUUGAAGAUCCUCUAAUUGCACAAUUACAAGAUAUGAUAGAUGAACACAAUCCUCUUGCAAAGAAUUUUAGGAUGGCUAGAGAUCGCUUUAUUAGUGAUUCGUGUCAAAAUGUUCGGUUACAACUAAUUGGAAGGAGGGAUAUUGAUGGUAGGACAUAUAAUUUACCAACAACAUCUGAGGUUGCUGCGUUAAUAGUUGGAGACAUUGAUACUGCAGAUAAAAGAGAUAUUAUUAUUGAAACACGAAAUGGAAAAUUAAAGCAAAUUUCUGAACUCCAUCCUUCUUAUCUACCUUUGCAGUAUCCCCUUCUCUUCCCAUAUGGCGAGGAUAGAUAUCGGGUGGAUGUUUUCCAUAGAGAUAAAAGUCCCCCUAUUGGCAAUUCAAAAAAAAGAGACAGACUUACUAUGAGGGAAUGGUUUGCGUAUCGGAUGCAAGAUCGUAAAAAUGAGCCCCCCACCAUACUACUUUCGCGACGACUAUGCCAGCAAUUUUGCGUCGAUGGAUAUACGAUGAUGGAAGCUGAACGAUUGUCGUUUGUCAAGUAUAACCAACAAAGUUUUAGAGCGGAUAAUGUAAAGAACCUAAGGGGAGCAACAGAACGAGGAGAUACAGAAGGUGCAUCUACCGGUAGUCGUGUUGUUAUACCAGCCUUCUUCACUGGAGGACAUAGUUACAUGAGAGAGAAUUACCAAGAUGCGAUGGCUAUUUGUAGGUGGUACGGCUACCCAGAUCUGUUUAUAACCUUCACAUGUAACCAAAAGUGGCCCGAGAUCACACGGUUUGUAUCGAAGAGGGGCUUAAGACCUGAAGAUAGACCGGAUAUUAUAUGUCGAGUGUUUAAGAUGAAACUUGAUCAGCUGGUCAAAGAUUUAAAGGAUAAAAACAUCCUCGGCCGAGUACGAGCAUAUAAAAUUAUUUGUGCUCAGCUGCCAAACAAAGAUAAAAAUCAAGAGUUGUACGAUGUUGUCACAGAGUUCAUGAUCCAUGGUCCAAGUGGUGCUUUGAACCAUGAUGCGCCAUGUACCACGGAGAAGAAGUGCACAAAAAAUUUCCCAAAAAGGUUCAAUGAGAGAACAACUGUUGAUGAAGAUGGAUAUCAUGUUUACAGGAGAAGAGAUAGUGGUGCAACCGUCGAAAAGAAUGGCAAUGGUGCAACCAAUCUAGAUCGAUCAACUAUUUGUUUAAGUAUAUCAAUAAGGCCGGGGUAUGAUAGAGUCACGGCAACAGCGUACCGAAACCGUCAAAACUCUGAAGAUCCAAAGGAAAUAGAUGAAAUCAAAAUGUAUUAUGAUUGUCGAUACAUAUCCCCAUGUGAAGCCAUGUGGAGGAUUUUUGGUUUCACUAUUCAUUAUAGAACACCGGCUGUCGAAAGGUUGAGUUUUCACUUGCCUGACGAGCAGACCGUGCUUUACACUGAUGAUGCUGAUUUAGAAUCCGUGCUCGAGAGACCUAAUAUUGAGAGGACAAAAUUUUUAUCAUGA
This is a messenger RNA of Beta vulgaris subsp. vulgaris (sugar beet), 2025 nucleotides long. RefSeq lists its product as uncharacterized. NCBI's taxonomy places the organism in Eukaryota, Viridiplantae, Streptophyta, Magnoliopsida, Caryophyllales, Amaranthaceae. Bases 1 to 2025 code for a protein of 674 amino acids. The record is from RefSeq and is a predicted model, not a curated record. The transcript has 7 exons.